CCGCCCGCGUCAUCUGAUGCUGUUUCCUGCAGGAGGGAGAAGAGCGGAAAAAAGUGAAACUCCACCCUCCACCUCUGCCUCCCGCCCCCGGGGCCAAAGUACAAAGGGAGGAGGAAGAAGGGAACGGGGUUGGAGCCAUCGGGCUGAGGGAGCCGGGCUGGGAAGCAGCAGCUCGGCCCAACUAGGGACACUCCAGCCACCCCCUGCGCAAAAAAGACCCAGCGGAGUCCAGGCACUGCCCCCUUGCUGGCCCUACCUUGCCCUUGGCGAGUGCCGGAGCCAACCUUCCAGGACUGCUCUGGGACUGAGGGACGUUUGGGGCCCUCCAAGCUGGCCAUGGUGAGACGUCGGAGGCCCUGGGGUCCCACCCCCAGAGCCUGACCACACUGCCCUGGGUGGCCCUCUAGAAGCCCGAGAUGCGGGGGGCCGGGAGUCAAUACUCCUGGCUCCCCAGAGAGGUUUGGGUCUGGGGCUGAGGGCCGGGGCCCGGAUGCCCAGGUUCCGGGACUAGGGCCUCGGCAGCCAGCAGGGGUGGGGACCAGGGGCACCCAGGGAAGGAACCCCGCUUGCCCCAAUAUCGGCUCCCAGCCAUGGAGCCCUUGAAGAACCUCUUUCUCAAGAGCCCGCUGGGGUCAUGGAACGGCAGUGGCAGUGGGGGCGGUGGGGGCAGCGGGGGAGGCUGGCCAGAGGGGUCCCCGAAGACAGCAGCUUAUGCCAACCCUGUGUGGACAGCCCUGUUUGACUACGAGCCCAAUGGGCAGGACGAACUGGCCCUGAGGAAGGGCGACCGGGUGGAGGUGCUGUCCCGGGAUGCAGCUAUCUCAGGCGAUGAGGGCUGGUGGGCGGGCCAGGUGGGCGGCCAGGUGGGCAUCUUUCCAUCCAACUAUGUGUCUCGGGGCGGUGGCCCGCCCCCCUGCGAGGUGGCCAGCUUCCAAGAGCUGCGGCUGGAGGAGGUGAUCGGCAUCGGUGGCUUCGGCAAGGUCUACCGCGGCAGCUGGCGAGGUGAGCUGGUGGCUGUGAAGGCAGCUCGCCAGGACCCCGAUGAGGACAUCAGUGUGACAGCUGAGAGCGUGCGCCAGGAGGCCCGGCUUUUCGCCAUGCUGGCACACCCCAACAUCAUUGCCCUCAAGGCCGUGUGCCUGGAGGAGCCCAACCUGUGCUUGGUGAUGGAGUACGCGGCCGGGGGCCCCCUGAGCCGUGCCCUGGCUGGGAGGCGUGUGCCCCCCCACGUGCUGGUCAACUGGGCUGUGCAAAUUGCCCGUGGGAUGCACUACCUGCACUGUGAGGCCCUGGUGCCCGUCAUCCACCGAGACCUCAAGUCCAACAACAUUCUGCUGCUGCAGCCCAUUGAAGGCGAUGACAUGGACCACAAGACCUUGAAGAUCACUGACUUCGGCCUGGCCCGGGAGUGGCACAAAACCACACAAAUGAGUGCUGCGGGCACGUACGCCUGGAUGGCUCCUGAGGUUAUCAAGGCCUCCACCUUCUCCAAGGGCAGCGAUGUCUGGAGUUUUGGGGUGCUGCUGUGGGAGUUGCUGACUGGGGAGGUGCCCUAUCGUGGCAUCGACUGCCUUGCUGUAGCCUACGGAGUAGCCGUCAACAAGCUCACGCUGCCCAUCCCGUCCACCUGCCCUGAGCCCUUCGCACAGCUCAUGGCAGACUGCUGGGCGCAGGACCCCCACCGCAGGCCCGACUUUGCCUCCAUCCUGCAGCAGCUGGAGGCGCUAGAGGCGCAAGUCCUGCGGGAAAUGCCCCGGGACUCCUUCCAUUCCAUGCAGGAAGGCUGGAAGCGAGAGAUCCAAGGCCUCUUCGACGAGCUGCGGGCCAAGGAAAAGGAACUUCUGAGCCGCGAGGAGGAGCUGACCCGCGCGGCGCGUGAGCAGCGGUCACAGGCGGAGCAGCUGCGGCGGCGCGAGCACCUGCUGGCUCAGUGGGAGCUGGAGGUGUUCGAGCGCGAGCUAACGCUGCUGCUGCAGCAGGUGGACCGCGAGCGGCCGCACGUUCGCCGCCGCCGCGGCACCUUCAAGCGCAGCAAGCUCCGAGCGCGGGACGGCGGCGAGCGCAUCAGCAUGCCCCUAGACUUCAAACACCGCAUCACUGUGCAGGCCUCACCUGGCCUGGAUCGGAGGAGAAACGUCUUCGAGGUCGGAGCUGGGGAUUCGCCCACCUUCCCCCGGUUCCGAGCGAUCCAGUUGGAGCCUGCAGAGCCAGGCCAAGCAUGGGGCCGCCAGUCCCCCCGACGUCUGGAGGACUCAAGCAAUGGAGAGCGGCGAGCAUGCUGGGCCUGGGGUCCCAGUUCCCCCAAGCCUGGGGAAGCCCAGAAUGGGAGGAGAAGGUCCCGCUUGGACGAAGCCGCGUGGUACCUGGAUUCAGAUGACUCGUCCUCCUUGGGAUCUCCUUCCACACCCCCAAUGCUCAAUGGUAACCCCCCGCGGCCGAGCCCGGAGCCCGAGGAGCCUCGGCGGCCAGGCCCGGCGGAGCGCGGCAGCGGCUCGGGGACGCCCAAGCUGAGCGCGCUGCACACCACGUCCCCCGCCGAGCCGCCCCCCUCCCAGCUCAUCCGCUUCUCCCCCAAGACCCCCGACGCCCCCGCCUCCCCGUUGAGCCCGGAUGCCCCCGGCCCGCCCACCCCUGCGCCCCUGCUGCUGGAGCUGGGGGUCCCCGUGGGCCAGCUGUCAGCCAAGAGCCCCCGGCGCGAGGAGGAGAGGCGUGGAAGUACUGUCUCACCCCCACCAGGGAUAUCACGCUCUGCUCCUGGCACCCCUGGCACCCCGCGCUCACCGCCCCUGGGCCUCAUCAGCCGACCCAGGCCCUCGCCCCUUCGCAGCCGCAUCGACCCGUGGAGCUUCGUGUCAGCCGGGCCACGGCCUUCGCCUUUGUCCUCUCCACAGCCUGCGCCCCGAAGGGCACCCUGGACCUUGUUCCCAGACUCGGACCCCUUCUGGGACUCUCCACCUGCCAACCCCUUCCGGGGGGGCCCUCAGGACUGCAGGGCACAGACCAAAGACAUAGGUGCCCAGGCCCCGUGGGCGCCAGAGGCAGGGCCCUGAGUGGGCCGGGCUGCUCUCCCGCGCCCCAGCUGCCCUAGAAGAGCCACAGUAUACACUGGAACAGGAGCCGCGCCAGCCUCUGUAGCUGCCUCGGUUUCCCCAAGGGACCCUACCCCCUUUGGGGGUCAGGAACACUACACUGCACAGGAAGCCUUCACACUGGAUGGGGGGCCUACACCCCCCACACACCUGCAACCUGUGGGUCCCCCAACUUACCUGCCCCAUUGGGGCCCAACACUGUACCCAGGUGGUUGGGAGGACCAGAGCCUGUCUCAGGGAAUUGCCCCCAGGGGUGGUGCAGGAAGGAGGGGAAGUGCAGGGGAGAGGGGCCAGCCUCAGCUGUCACCAGCACUUUUGACCAAGCCCUACCACUGUGGCCCCUGCCAGGGCUUGAUGCCUGGACCCCCCCACCCCGGGGGUCAUCUGGGGCCAGGACUCUCUGGUGCCUUCCUGCUGCCCUGGCCAGGGUUGGGGCCUCGGCCUCGGGAUCCAAUGAAGCCAAAUAAACUCCCCAAGCUGCCCCCCAA
This is a messenger RNA of Ailuropoda melanoleuca (giant panda), 3577 nucleotides long. It is a transcript of the gene MAP3K11, whose product is annotated as mitogen-activated protein kinase kinase kinase 11. Gene Ontology annotation, cellular component: centrosome. The record is from RefSeq and is a predicted model, not a curated record. Gene Ontology annotation, biological process: positive regulation of apoptotic process; protein phosphorylation; microtubule-based process. Lineage: Eukaryota; Metazoa; Chordata; Mammalia; Carnivora; Ursidae. Gene Ontology annotation, molecular function: JUN kinase kinase kinase activity; protein binding; ATP binding.